ACCUUCUUAGGUCUCCUGCUUCCCCUCCCCUUCGCUCCCGCCUUCCACUUAUUCAUACAAGAAGCGCCUCAGCUUUCAUUGGCCAGUGCGUGGUGACAUCUUAACCAAUCACAAACCAGACUGUGCUCCUACAGUACCCAGAGCGCGAAUCGUGAAGAGACCUUGGCUACGAUUGGUCACUGCGUGAUAAGGUUUUAAUUUUGAAUUGUUCUACAUGGCGAGGGAGAGGCCACUACCCGGACUCCAUCUAAUCCCGAGCUCUUAGACUAAGACUUUCCUAAAGUGAUUCAUGAUCUUUGGCUGUUGUAUGUCAGAGGAAGUCACAAAAAAAAAAAAAAAUUGGAAGCUCAAAGUACAGGAGGUGGAUAUUAUCAACUUGUGUGAUACCACAGUGGAAAUCAUGCCCAAGUUCAAGCAACGAAGAAGAAAGCUAAAAGCCAAAGCCAAAAGAUUAUUCAAAAAGAGAGAAGUCUCUCACUUUCAGCCCAAGCUAAUUAUACCUCCUCCUCAGCUACCCUCACCAGAAAGAGUGGUUACUCCUUCAGCAGAUAUACCCCUUAGCAGAAGCUGGCUAAGAUCAUCCUGGAACUUCAAAUUUCCCAAUAUCAAAGAUACAGUAAAACUUUGGACAAAUAGACUGUGGUCUGUAUACAACUGGUGCCAGAACUGCAUGGCCCAGAGUUUAGAAGUAUUGAAAGACACCAUCUUUCCAUCCCGUUUCUGCCACCGAGAACUUCACAGUCUGAAACAACGGUUUUGCAUUUUGGAAAAUCAAUUCUGCAAGCUCCAGGAAACUCUGAAGGCUAUCUUGGAAAAUUCUUCCUGCCCAAACUGUGGUCAGACAUGUCACAUAAGUGGUAAACUUACAAAUGUGCCUGCCUGUGCUCCAACCACCCCUGGAGAAUCUAGAGCUGUACUUCCUCCCACGCUGCCACAGCCAGCCACCCAUCUUCCUCCUCUUCCACCUCCGCCUCCACCCCCUCCACCUCCUCCUCUACCUCCACCUCCACCACCUAUAGCACCUUUGCUGCUCAGAAAAUCCAGUCGCACUAAAGCACUUCAGGCUGGACCAUUAAAAAAAGAUGGACCCAUGCAAAUAACAGUUGAAGAUCUACUGACUGUGAAAUUAAAGAAGACACAGUGUUUUGAUGAAAGGAAGAAGCUUGUAUCAUCACCAAAGACACGGAAUCCACUAGUUACUGUCUCUGACCUGCAGCAUGUCACCCUGAAACCCAACUCCAAAGUGCUAUCAACUCGAGUUACAAAUGUCUUAAUUACUCCUGGUAAAAGCCAGAUAGAUCUGCGGAAACUACUUAGAAAAGUUGACGUAGAGAGGAGCCCAGGUGGAACCCCACUUACGAAUAAAGAAAAUAUGGAUACAGGAACUGGACUGACUCCAGUAAUGACCCGGGCCUUGAGGAGAAAGUUUCAGAUGGCUCACCCUAGAAGCCCAACUCAAACUCUGCCACUUUCUACAAAUAGCUUUGAUGAACAAAACUGAUGUCAACUCAGCCUGACUCCGUGUGAUGAUCCA
This is a messenger RNA of Herpailurus yagouaroundi (jaguarundi), 1534 nucleotides long. It is a transcript of the gene PRR11, whose product is annotated as proline rich 11. Bases 290 to 1501 code for a protein of 403 amino acids. NCBI's taxonomy places the organism in Eukaryota, Metazoa, Chordata, Mammalia, Carnivora, Felidae. Gene Ontology annotation, cellular component: cytoplasm; nucleus. The transcript has 11 exons. The record is from RefSeq and is a predicted model, not a curated record.